AUGGGGGAUUCAAGUGAUUCAGUGUCGGUGGAUAUGGAGGGGGUUUCUCUUGGCGGAAAGGAGCAUCUUGUAAAAACCUGUCUUGGCUAUGUGUCUGUCGCUGUGUUGGGAGAUCAGGACAAGCCAGCUCUUGUCACUUAUCCUGAUUUAGCCCUAAACCAUAUGUCCUGCUUUCAAGGACUAUUAUUUUGUCCAGAAGCAUGUUCCUUGCUGCUCCACAACUUUUGCAUAUAUCAUAUCAGUCCUCCUGGCCAUGAGUUGGGAGCUUCUGCAAUCAGCCUUGAUGAUUCUGUGUAUUCUGUUGAUGAUUUAGUAGAUCAGAUUGCCGAGGUUCUUGAUUUUUUUGGACUUGGUGCAGUGAUGUGUAUGGGGGUUACAGCUGGAGCUUACAUUCUCACCCAGUUUGCUAUGAAAUAUAGAUCACGUGUCAUGGGCUUGAUACUUGUGUCUCCUAUAUGCAAAGCAGCCUCUUGGACCGAAUGGUUGUAUAAUAAGGUGAUGUCGAAUUUACUGUACUUCUAUGGCAUGUGUGGGGUGGUAAAGGAGAUACUGCUUAAGCGGUACUUCAGCAAGGAAGUUCGUGGUGGUGUUCACAUACCAGAGUCAGAUAUAGUUCAGGCAUGCAGAAGGUCGCUUGAUGAAAGGCAGAGUUCAAAUGUUUGGCGAUUUCUUGAAGCAAUGAAUGGGAGACCUGACAUUUCCGAAGGAUUGCGAAAGCUACAAUGCCGUUCACUAAUAUUUGUUGGGGAUAGCUCUCCGUUUCACUCAGAAGCUCUGUACAUGACUUCAAAACUAGACAGACGAUAUAGUGCCUUGGUUGAGGUUCAGGCAUGCGGGUCAAUGGUGACAGAGGAGCAGCCCCAUGCAAUGUUGAUACCAAUAGAGUACUUCCUCAUGGGAUAUGGCUUAUACAGGCCUUCUCAGUCUAGUGUCAGCCCGAGGAGCCCCUUGAGUCCGUCCUGCAUUGCACCGGAGCUUCUUUCACCGGAAAGCAUGGGCUUGAAGUUGAAACCAAUAAAAACUCGGGUUCGGGAUCCUCAUGAGAGAAGUUGA
Messenger RNA from Prunus armeniaca (apricot), 1053 nucleotides. The record is from the annotation of a GenBank genome assembly. Lineage: Eukaryota; Viridiplantae; Streptophyta; Magnoliopsida; Rosales; Rosaceae.